Stomoxys calcitrans (stable fly) is the source of this 3293-nucleotide messenger RNA. It is a transcript of the gene dup, whose product is annotated as DNA replication factor Cdt1. Lineage: Eukaryota; Metazoa; Arthropoda; Insecta; Diptera; Muscidae. Gene Ontology annotation, cellular component: nucleus. The record is from RefSeq and is a predicted model, not a curated record. The coding region runs from base 534 to 2777 and encodes 747 amino acids. Gene Ontology annotation, molecular function: DNA polymerase binding; DNA binding. The transcript has 4 exons. Gene Ontology annotation, biological process: DNA replication checkpoint signaling; regulation of DNA-templated DNA replication initiation; mitotic cell cycle.
CUAAGCGUAGCCAACGGGAUCAGGCAGUCAAAAAGUUGCUGCGCAUAUUUCAGUGUGAAAAAUACAUAUAUUACGUGUCUUUUCUUUGUUUUAAUUGUGCUUAUAUUGUUACAUAGACUUAAGUGAAGUGUUAAUGUACAGAAUUUUUGGCGCGUUUGCAACGACGUCGACUGAGGAAUUUCAUACGUCAACCCAAACGUCAACGUCAUGCGUUUGCCGUUGACUGAACUUUUGGAGGGAAAAUUCUUGUCAGUAGAAAUUUGAGCGGGAUAACAAGACGACGUGUGCUGUAGACAGACCAUCAUAACCAAUUCACACAAGCAACACUAAAGACCUAUUGGUGCAAGUUAGUCAAUUCAACCCUAGAAGAAACUAAAGAAAAGUGAAUUAAAGAGAAGCACAUGAGAAAUUGGCCCACAUCAAUAAGAAAAAUAAUAGUCAUCAAUAAAAUUGAUAAGAAGUGUUAAACAAAAAAAAAGAAGUUGCUUUUAAAGAAAAUUAUAUAAAAUAGUGAGAAAAAAAAUUUACAAAAGAUGGCUCAACCUUCCAUAGCAGCAUUUUUUAAUACCAGAAAACGUGCAGUUGCUGAAGAUGUUACCACAAUUAAAAAUAGACGCCUUUUGGACAAUGCAGAACCCACUAGACAAGAAUCAAAUGCUAACAUACCUUCACAAAAUAAUCCGACAAAUGAUGCGCCACAACCGCAACAAGAACAAAACGAUGAUAUCGCUGCUCUUAAGAAGAUGGGUAUGCGUACCCGUACGGUGGUCAAACGCAUUGGUGUGCAAGACCCUAGCCAAGUGCCCGACAGUGGAGUGUCGCCCAAGAAAAUGUCCAAAAUUGAAGAAAAUGUUAAGCAACAAAAGCUUGUCGAAUUCAUUAAAAAGGGCACAUUGUCGCCACGUAAGAAACCUGCGGCAACUAAAACAAAAUCGCGCCAAAAAGUUAAUGAGUCGACACCUACGGCUACCAUAAUAACAGCUUUCACCUCACAAAACAAUAACAAAAAUAUGGAACGUGGCCUUAAGACACCCACCAAACAAAUCAUUAAAGGAUCCAACACUCCCCUUAAACAGGGCGAACUUAAGUCGUUGGUGAAAAAGGAACUGACUUUUGAUGAGGUAAAAACAAAAGUGUCACGUAGUGCUAAACUACAAGAACUUAAAGCUUCACUGGCUCGUAUUCAAGAGUUGGAGAAGACACGCAAGGCACAGGAGGAGCGCAAUCGUAUGCUAAAAGAGAGCAUGCAAUCACCUUCUAAAAAGACUCCAGUUUUGCAAUUGAAGGAAUUCGAUAAAAUCGAAUUGGAAGUUUUGACAAGUCCUUCGAAAACCUUUAAAACACCCACUAAACUUCCACCUCCAACACCGGAUAAAAAUGAGCUUAUGUCACCACGCCACACUGAUGUGUCCAAGCGUGUUCUCUUUAGCCCAGCCAAGCUGGGCUCUCCCUCAAAACUGGUUGUACCACCGGCCUAUCAACGCUUUAUGUCAUUGGCUGAAACCAGUAAAGCUGGUCAACUGCCUUUGCCCUAUAAAUAUCGUCAUUUGAUUGAGAUAUUCAAAGGUCUAGACUCGGUGUGCGCCAUGUUUCAUAAUCGCCGUGAGGUUAUAACAUUCAAGAAAUUGAAACCGGCCGUUCAAAGAAUGUUGCGCAAAAAUUUCUACGAAAGACAUUUGGCACAAAUCAAGUGCAUCUUUCCGGAGGCUUUUAUAUUUACCCAAAUGAAGAUGCGCAAUUAUGGAUCUGCCUCUAAGGCGGACUAUUUCCAAUUGGUCAUUGCUCCUAAUGUAGAGAACCUACCGGAAAAAAUGAAAAUGAAUAAAAUCGAUGAAGACGAUGUGCUAACUUCGGCUCAGAGCAAUUCUAUGAAUCCCCAUGUAAUGACAGAGAGAUUACAGAGAUUCCAAUUUUUGCUAUUGCAAAAAGUGAAAGAGGAACAUGAGAAGUUUUUGAAAUCAUUGGAUCCCCCUCUUUCUAUACCCAAGGAAAAAGUAACACGUUGGCAUCCAGAUUUCGAUUUGGAGAAUUGUCCUGAGAUACCAUUGGCUAACUUGCCCCAACCUCCCAAUGUGGAAAAAUACUCAUCGGCUAAAGAUAUACUGUCUACAGCUAGAAAUCUAUUUAAUUGUGCCACACCCAUGGAAAGGGUAAUGGAACGUUAUGAAGCUAAAAUUGAAGCUGAAAAGGUAAAAGCAGAGAAUCAGAAAAAUCUGGAUAAUGCUAAAGCAGAAACUUCCAAAGAGUCUCAGGCAUCAAUGAGGGCUAAAGAGGAUAGUGCGGACAAGCCAGCAGAGCAAAAAGAUAAUGCAACACCAGUAGACGCUGCCAGUACUACAGCCACAAAUCCAACAGCAGCAGAUGCUACAUCGAAUCUACUAAAAGGAGUGCCCAAAUCGUUGCUGGAAAAGAUACGAGCCAAACAGGCAGCCAAAGCUUUGGAUGCCAUGACUAGAAGGCCUUCGCAAGAUCAGGAGGCUGCCAAAUAUUCACGUUUACCGGAAAUGGCCCGCCAUUUGCGUAAUGUUUUCAUAACUGAACGCAAAGGUGUGCUCACGCAAGAAAUUGUCAUUAAGAAAAUUCAAAAUAGUUUCCGUACCUCCCUAACAGCCCAAGAUAUUGAGAAUCACCUAAAACUGAUGGCCAAAGAGGUGCCUGCCUGGGUGGCAUUUCAUGAGGUACGCAAGACUAUGUACUUGAAGAUCAACAAAGAAAUGGAUUUAAGCAAAGUAAUAGAACGUCUGGAAACGGUGGCAAAUGAGAAGAGUAAAAUGUAAGCUGCUGCCGGGAGCUGCAAUUGCAAUUAGAGUACAAGAUUUUUUUUGUUUUCAAUUUGAUGACCCUAUAUAAUCACACACCAUCCCAGACAAAACCCGCCAAAAUCACACUUUUAUUUCUACAACUAUUGCAAUCUACACAUAUAUGUUUUCUUAUACCUCAUAAGAUACGGUUUCGUAUAAUACGCUUUGUUCUCUUAAGAAUUAUUACUAUUAUUAAUUAUUAUUAUAUGUAUUUAAUUUUGAUCAUCACAUAUCCUUAAACAACUUAGAUAUGUAAGCGUUCAAUUUAUCCAAGAGAAUUCUAAGACUUAAGCGGAAAGGCUAUACGGACAAUUUAUUUCACUUUUAUACACAUAUGUAUUUGUGGUUACUUUCUAGUUUUUCCUAUGCUGAAUUUUUUGUUAUACAAGUUAGCUGUAAGGUUAAUUUUUUUUUAUUUGCUUUGAUUAAUCCCCCAACCGAAAUUUCACUAACAAGCAAAUUUUUAGUUAUUAACCAUGAACCCGCCCUAUC